AAUUGGACAGGGGCUGCCGUCAUUCACAAAAAGCCUGCCUUCCGGUGCUUUACAAACAAAGCGCAGGUGGAUCAUGGGACGUGUAGUCCAAAACAAACCCUAGCUCACGUUUCUCCUGUGGUGUUAAACACCAACAAGGAGGAUUACUCGACGGAAAGGCGAUUUGGAUGAAGAAUAGGUGACUUUGGUUCUAUAGUUUUGAGUUAUUGCGUCGGCUGUGUGGAAGAAUCAAGCACGUCGCGAGCUGACUCGAGACCCGAGCGUGACAGCCUACAAAUCCCACCGUCGAUGGCAGCGCGUGAUUGGCCACUCUCCGCUGUCAAUCACCGCACACCCCGCCCCAUCACCGCUCCUACAGUAAAUAUUUGUGUUUGCCCAACCGGCUGUAAUGGUGGACGAGUGAGGCAGGAAGACGGAAUACAACUCGAGUGAAAAGGAAGCCAGAAGGUCCAGCGUGUGCCCCUGAGUCAGCCGGCGAGACUAGGACACGGGUUUCGUGGAAAAUGGAUGAACUCAAACACCAAGUCAUGAUUAACCAGUUCGUCCUGACGGCGGGUUGUGCGGCAGACCAAGCGAAGCAGCUCCUGCAGGCGGCACAUUGGCAGUUCGAGACUGCGCUCAGUGCCUUUUUUCAAGAAACAAAUAUUCCAUAUGGCCAUCAUCAUCAAAUGAUGUGCACCCCAGCCAACACACCAGCGACGCCCCCAAACUUCCCGGACGCUCUGACCAUGUUCUCGCGGUUGAAGGCGUCCGAAAGCUUUAACAGCGGCAGCCCCAUGGCGGCGCCCAUGGCCACCUCACCGCCGCCGCCUCAGGUGGGCGGCUGGGGGAUCUCACCAAACAUGCCUAACGUGCCGCAGCCUCCACAAGGACUCUGGACUCAGGGGCAGCCCCCCACGCAGCCUUGCUCCGCCUGGCCCACGGGCGUCAACCCUCACACGGGCACGGAGCAGAAAGCUAGUGUAGCAAUGGAGGCGGAAAGAUGAAGAGCCACGCGGGACUGAUACGCCUCCAUCCACCCACGGAAGAGAGAGAGAGCCGGAGCGCGAGGUGGGAGAGGUGGGGGUGAGCCAUUCUAGAAAGAGACUUCGGCCUUUUUCCCAAAAGUGGCGAGACGGGGGAGAGAUGGAAUUCAAGCAAACCAAGAAAAACUAAACAGACAAUUGAAGAAGAGGAGUGAGCCAAUGCAACAUCCACAGAAAUUCUAACACCAGAGAGCAAUUGAAUAGUUUUCCUGAGUCAAUAGAGAAGAGGAUAUAUUGAGCUAAAAAAUGUCGCGCCCAAGGAUUCUAUACCAUGUUCAAAGACAUUCAAGGCAGCAAAACUCAUCUCCUGCUUUUGUUUUCGGUCCAUUUCGUCUUUCUGCCGCUGGUUCUGUUCCCGCAGGUGUCUGAGGGGAACUGUGUUUUUAGAUUGACUGAAGAAAAAAAUCUCACACGUUUGGUGUGUGUAUGCAUGAACGUGGCCGCUCAGUUUGUUAUCAAAAUGUACACACGCACACACACACAGUAACGUUUAGAGGAAAACGCCUCCAUUUUGUCGCUCCCAUUUCCAACAAUGGGACUCUUCUUACCUCACCUUGUGGUCACCUGACUCCUCUCAGCCAAUCAGGGAUUCUUCUUAAACCAACCUUUCCGCUGGCGAUGCAGGACAUGUUUUUAGGAGCCUCAUUUCUUAAAGGCCACACACGGACACGCACUCACGCGUCUGUCCGUCAAAAGUUUCACGCUGACGGCCGUCGUACACUUGUUCCGGAAAGAGAAAUUGUUCAUGAAUUAUGAUAUUGUUUAUAAUAUUGAUCGUUGUGUUUUACUGAAAGGCUAACGGGAGGUGGUUUUUUUUUAAGUGGGCGGGACUUCAGGUUUUUUUUUUAAGUGUGAGUCAAAGCAGCUAAAAUGGUGAGGAAGAAAAAAAGCUCUGUAUUUGACUGUAAACAGAAUCAACACUUAGCAUGAUGUGUUCAUAACUUGUUACAUCUUUUGUAGCACUCAAGUUCCAGACCUGUCGAUGGGAGGGGGUCGGGGGGGGGGGGGGAGGCAGCGGUCUGCUCCCACGCCAGUGUUUUCAUGUCUUCAACAGCUAUGCUGAUCGCUGUACAUCCGCUGUCAUCUGAAAAAUAGAGUCCAACCACCCAACUGUCCCCAAGUUCAACUUCCUGUUGACACUGCCCUCUUUUUAAAUCACAUAUUCUCAUCGAAAUGUCUCUGGAAGAUGAGUUGCUCUCCACAAAUGUGCAGAUCCUGGUCUUGGUUGCUGUUUGGGAAUGAAAACGCUGUCGUGUGGAGGCGGCCUCCAUCACAGGGGAGGGAGGGGCAGGACAUUUUAUCCGGGGACACAAACUUUCUGAGGGGUUCUGGUCCUCGGUCCACUGCAGUCGAGGGUCGACCCUGAUCACGGCAAUACACUUCACACAGGGUCGCCCUCGUUUUUAAUGCGUUUUCUAUUUUCAUUCGAUGAGAUAUUUUGAAUAGACAGGGGUGGGAGGGAGGGAGGGGCCUUGGUGGGUUAGUGUUUUUUUUUUUCUUUAAUAAUCUCAAUCGACAUACUAAUGAAAAAAAGUCCAACUCCUUAUUUAAAGUAACGUUUCUGUUCAUCCUCUGUCACGCUUCACACUUUAUUUGGUCGAGAUCUCAGCGCUUCUGGAUUGUUCCUCGAUGGUUUCUCAUGUAUGUUGCUCCCUCCACCCUGUAUGACUGUAUGAGACCAUUCCCACAAUAUUUGUGGACUACCUGAUAAUUAACUUAUCAUUUUUGUGAACCUAAAUAAAUAUUGUAUGUCAACCUA
Molecule: messenger RNA, 2784 nt
Organism: Synchiropus splendidus (mandarinfish)
Lineage: Eukaryota; Metazoa; Chordata; Actinopteri; Syngnathiformes; Callionymidae
Gene: ubald1a
Product: UBA-like domain containing 1a
Exons: 3
Coding region: 504-986 (160 amino acids)
Molecular function (GO): protein binding
Source: RefSeq, a predicted model, not a curated record